Dissoconium aciculare CBS 342.82 is the source of this 4158-nucleotide messenger RNA. RefSeq names its product chromatin remodeling complex SWI/SNF component SWI2. Gene Ontology annotation, biological process: positive regulation of transcription by RNA polymerase II. Gene Ontology annotation, molecular function: DNA binding; histone binding; ATP binding. NCBI's taxonomy places the organism in Eukaryota, Fungi, Ascomycota, Dothideomycetes, Mycosphaerellales, Dissoconiaceae. The record is from RefSeq and is a predicted model, not a curated record. Gene Ontology annotation, cellular component: nucleus. The transcript is spliced from 2 exons. The coding region runs from base 1 to 4158 and encodes 1385 amino acids.
AUGAGGAGACUGCAGGAUGCACAACAGCAGCAACAGCAACAACAACAACAACAACAACAACAACAACAACAACAGCAACAACAGCAGCAGCAGCAGCAAAGCCAGCAACAGCAAUUUCCGCAAAAUGGCGCUGUUCAACCACAAAUGCAACACAAUGGGAAUCCGACAGGCCUACCUGGUACCGACGCCAUGUCAAAUCCUAACAUGAAGAACAUGCUGCAAUCGCCAUCAACAUCGCUGCCAUCGAACAUUGGUGGACCUACACACCAAAGCCGACCAUCGCAAGGAGACAUCACUGCCGAAUCAGGAUUCAGCAAGGAACAGAUGGCCAAGUUACGAGCACAGCUGGCAGCGUAUGGCGCAUUGCAAAAGAACAACUCUAUUCCUCCUCACAUUGCGGAGCUGCUCUUCAGUCGUAACAACGAUGCGUCACUCGCUCUGGACAACGGGUCGAAAAGUCUAGCGACAGGAUCGCAACCAGAUGGAAAGUCUGAAAAUCCACGACAUCGAUUUGAGACCUUUACCGACCCCCACAACCUCUUGGUGAAAUACAUCAGCUAUGCCGACCAUGCCCACCGACCCUACCGGCCAAUUAUCCCAAGCAUCAUGCCUCACGGUUUCGACCCAGAACAAGCCCGCGCGGAACGCGAAGCCAUCAUUUACAACCGAGUCAUUUCCCGAAAGGAGGAGCUGAGCAAGCUUUCCGCGAACAUUGGCGCCUGGGAUACGAAAAAGUCGGAUACGGCAGAAGACAACGCGAAUGCCAAGCUUCGUGCUCUGAUUGAGUACAAGAUGUUGUGUCUGCUGCCCAAGCAGCGCGAAAUGCGGGUCAAAGUCGGCAAGGAGAUGAUGCUCUCUGAUACUCUAUCGAUGACCGCCAACCGGACCAUGUACCGACGUGUCAAGAGACAGUCCCUUCGCGAAGCGCGCGUCACCGAGAAGCUCGAGAAGCAACAACGGGACGCCGCGGAGAGCAAGGAGAAGAAGAAGCACGUUGAAUACAUGCGCUCAAUUGUCUCCCACUCGGACGAAAUCCGUAACAGCGGUGUUCAGUCCCGACAGCGGGCACAGAAGCUGGGUCGUCUCAUGGUUCAGACUCACAGUAACAUCGAGAAGGAAGAGCAAAGGCGAAUCGAGCGCACUGCCAAACAGCGUCUGCAGGCCUUGAAGGCUAACGAUGAGGAGACAUAUCUCAAACUGCUUGGUCAAGCCAAGGAUUCGCGUAUCACCCACUUGCUUAAACAGACGGAUGGUUUCCUCAACCAACUGGCGGCAUCCGUCAAGGAGCAACAGCGUAGCAGCCAACACGCCCAAAUGCUCAUGGACGAUGAACCCGAACCGGAAGAGGAUGAGGUCGACAGUGAAGACGAGACGAAGCGCAAGGUCGACUACUACGAGGUAGCCCAUCGCAUCAAGGAGACGGUCACCAAGCAGGCCGACUGCCUCGUCGGAGGUACCCUCAAGGACUACCAAGUCAAGGGUCUACAGUGGAUGAUUUCGCUCUACAACAACAACCUCAACGGUAUUCUUGCAGAUGAAAUGGGUCUCGGAAAGACAAUUCAAACCAUUUCGCUCAUCACCUACCUCAUCGAGAAGAAGAAGCAACAAGGUCCUUACCUGGUGCUCGUGCCGUUGAGUACGCUGACCAACUGGAAUAACGAAUUCGAGCGCUGGGCUCCAAGCAUCGUGCGCAUCGUCUACAAGGGACCUCCAAAUCAGCGGAAGGUUCACGCACAGCAGAUUCGUUAUGGCCAAUUCCAAGUCCUUCUCACCACUUAUGAAUUCGUCAUCAAGGAUCGACCACUCCUCAGCAAGGUCAAAUGGUUGCACAUGAUUGUCGACGAAGGUCAUCGUAUGAAGAACGCGCAAUCCAAAUUGAGCAGCACCAUCACUCAAUAUUACCACACCCGUUUCCGACUCAUUCUCACCGGUACCCCGUUGCAGAACAAUUUGACGGAAUUGUGGGCCAUGUUGAAUUUCGUGCUGCCCAACAUCUUCAAAUCUGUCAAAUCGUUCGAUGAAUGGUUCAACACACCGUUCGCCAACACCGGAGGCCAAGACAAGAUGGAGUUGACGGAAGAAGAACAGCUGCUCGUCAUCAAGCGUCUGCACAAAGUCCUCCGACCUUUCCUCCUGCGUCGUCUCAAGAAAGAUGUCGAGAAGGAUCUGCCUGAUAAGCAAGAACGCGUCAUCAAAUGUCCUCGCUCUGCUCUACAGGCUCGACUCUACAAGCAGCUCGUACAGCACAACCGUAUCAACGUCCUCGACUCCUCUGGAAAGAAGACUGGCAUGCGUGGUUUGAGCAAUAUGCUCAUGCAACUUCGAAAGCUGUGUAAUCACCCUUUCGUCUUUGAGGAAGUCGAAGAUCAGAUGAACCCUCACCGUCUCACAAACGAUCUCAUCUGGCGUACCUCGGGUAAAUUCGAACUGCUCGAUCGUGUUCUACCGAAAUUCAAGGCCACCAACCAUCGUGUGCUCAUGUUCUUCCAGAUGACACAGAUCAUGAACAUCAUGGAAGACUUUUUGCGGUUCCGUGGCAUUAAGUAUUUGCGGUUGGACGGUUCGACCAAAGCUGACGAUCGUUCUGAAUUGCUGCGGCUGUACAACGCGCCGGACUCGGAAUACUUCUGUUUCCUUCUCUCCACCCGUGCUGGUGGUCUUGGUCUGAACUUACAAACCGCCGAUACUGUUAUCAUCUACGACUCCGAUUGGAAUCCUCACCAGGAUUUGCAGGCGCAGGAUCGUGCGCAUCGUAUCGGACAGAAGAACGAAGUGCGUAUCCUCCGUUUGAUCACGAGCAACAGUGUCGAAGAGAAGAUUCUUGAGCGAGCUCAAUACAAGUUGGACAUGGACGGCAAGGUCAUCCAGGCCGGUAAAUUCGACAACAAAUCCACCAAUGAGGAGCGUGACGAGAUGUUGCGAGUCAUGUUGGAAGUGGCGGAGUCCUCUGGCGAGGCCCACCAAGAAGAGGAAGAAAUGGACGAUGAUGAACUCAAUAUGAUUAUGAGCCGUAACGAAGAUGAGCUCGUGCUCUUCCAGAAGAUGGAUCAGGACCGUCUCAAGAAUGAUGUCUAUGGUCCUGAUAAGACUUAUCAGCGUCUGCUGGGCGACAGCGAGUUGCCCGAACUCUAUCUCAACGAGGAUGGCCCUACGGUCGAAGAGGUCGAAGAGGUCGUCGGUCGUGGUGCGCGAGAACGCACUAAAGUCAAAUACGACGACGGCCUCACCGAAGAACAAUGGCUUGACGCCGUCGAUGCCGACGAUGACACGAUCGAAGACGCCAUCGCCCGCAAACAAGCCCGAAUCGCCCGCCGCAACGCCAAGAAGGAAGGUCGUCUCCUCGCCGGCGGUGACUCCCCGGCCGUCGACGACGACAGCGACGAAGCCUCCGAGGAGGAAGAAGUCGUCCCGCAACCCAAGAAGCGCGGCCGGAAGUCCGCCGUCGCCGCAACCCCGAAAGCCGAAAAGCGCAAACACGACGACCUCGACUCCCCCGCCGAACCCACCUCCCAGCCCCCCAAGAAACGCGGCCGCGUCGGCAAAGCCGCCGACCCGCUCUCCAAGGAAGACCGCGAGAGCCUCCAGCUCAUCCUGGACACCGUGCACGACUCCCUGCAGGACCUCGAGGAGGCCUCCACGGACCCCGGCGUGCCCGCGCGCGGCAUCAUCGACCCCUUCCUGGACCUGCCCCCCAAGCAGUACUAUCCCGAUUACUACGAUCUAAUCAAGUCCCCGAUCUGCAUGAAGCAGAUCGAGAACAAAAUCAACCGGAAGCAGUACCACAACCUGAAGCAGUUCCGCGCGGAUAUCGGUCUGCUGUGUAAGAACUGUCGGCAGUACAAUGAGGAUGGCAGCGUCCUGUAUCAGGACGCGAAUCUGAUCGAGUCCGCAUGCCUCGAAAAACUCCAAAAAGAAACCUCCAAAUUCCCCCGAUGGCAGAACUUCGACGAGCCCGAAUCCCUCGCCGACAACAGCAGCCUCUCCGCCGCCCCGACCACCAAGAACAACAGCGCCGCCGCCACUCCGCAACCUCCCGCCCGCUCGGGCUUCAAACUGAAGUUGGGUGGCCCAAAGACUCCCGCUACCACCAGUGCGGCGGGAACGCCGAGCGCGACCGCGGCGAAGGGAGCAUCGGCCGCGGGCAGCGACGAGGACUAG